AUGGAAAGUUCCAUAAACAACCUCGCCAGAUUGGGAUUCCGUGCUGGUUCCUUCAUUUUCACUGCCGGUGCCUGCUCUUGGCUCGUCACCAAUUCACUAUACAAUGUUGAGGCUGGACAUAGAGCAUUAGUCUAUAAUAGGCUAACUGGCCUAGGGACGAAUGUUUAUGGUGAAGGGACUCAUUUCAUCAUUCCUUGGUUCGAAAGACCUAUAAUUUAUGAUGUGAGGACCAGGCCAAGGACCAUAAUGUCACUAACCGGCAGUAGAGACUUGCAAAUGGUCAACAUAACAUGCCGCGUAUUAUCACGACCUGAUGAAUCCAGAUUGGCAGAUGUAUAUCGUACGCUAGGGAAGGAAUAUGAUGAGAAGGUAUUACCUUCAAUCAUCAAUGAAGUUUUAAAAAGCGUGGUCGCGCAGUAUAACGCAUCACAACUUAUAACGCAGCGUGAAAUUGUUAGUAAGGCAGUACGGGAACAGUUGGUGAAUCGUGCAAAAGAUUUUAACAUAUUGCUAGACGACAUAUCCUUAACCCAUUUGAGUUUCAGCCCAGAGUAUGAAAAGGCAGUAGAGGCCAAACAAGUUGCACAGCAACAGGCGGAACGCAGUAAAUACAUUGUACUUAAGGCACAGGAAGAGAAGAAGUCGACUAUUAUUAAAGCUGAAGGAGAAACUCAGGCCGCUAAACUUAUUGGGCAAGCUAUAAGGGACAAUCCAGCAUUUGUAACUUUGCGUAAAAUCGAAACGGCGAAAGAAGUAGCAAACAUACUAUCCAAGUCAUCAAACAAAGUACUUAUAGGUUCAGACACUCUAUUACUAACAAUAAAAUAA
Messenger RNA from Babesia microti strain RI, 828 nucleotides. RefSeq names its product Prohibitin-2. Gene Ontology annotation, cellular component: mitochondrion; membrane. The coding region runs from base 1 to 828 and encodes 275 amino acids. The record is from RefSeq and is a predicted model, not a curated record. Lineage: Eukaryota; Apicomplexa; Aconoidasida; Piroplasmida; Babesiidae. The transcript is spliced from 6 exons. Gene Ontology annotation, biological process: mitochondrion organization.